Equus quagga is the source of this 1190-nucleotide messenger RNA. RefSeq names its product liprin-alpha-1-like. Lineage: Eukaryota; Metazoa; Chordata; Mammalia; Perissodactyla; Equidae. The record is from RefSeq and is a predicted model, not a curated record. Bases 40 to 945 code for a protein of 301 amino acids. The transcript has 6 exons. Gene Ontology annotation, cellular component: presynaptic active zone. Gene Ontology annotation, biological process: synapse organization.
UUUUUGUUUCUCCUGUUCCAGGCAAGGCAGAGAGAGAAGAUGAACGAGGAGCAUAACAAACGCCUGUCCGACACCGUCGACAAGCUUCUGUCAGAGUCUGAUGAGAGGCUCCAGCUUCAUCUCAAAGAGAGGAUGGCUGCCCUGGAAGACAAGAAUUCUCUAUUACGAGAAGUUGAAAAUGCAAAAAAGCAGUUAGAAGAGACACAACAUGAUAAGGAUCAGCUCGUACUGGACAUCGAAGCCUUGAGGGCUGAGCUGGACCAAGCGAGGCUGAGAGGCGCGUCCCUUCACCACGGCCGACCCCACUUGGGCAGUGUCUCGGAUUUCAGGUUCCCUGUGGCAGACGGUCCCGCAGACGCCUCCAGCAGCAGCGCGGUGUUGCGGCGCCCCCAGAAAGGCCGCGUGGCAGCCCUGCGGGAUGAGCCAUCCAAGGUACAGACUCUUAAUGAACAGGAUUGGGAACGUGCCCAACAAGCGAGUGUCCUGGCCAACGUGGUACAGGCCUUCGAGAGUGAUGUGGACGCGUCCGACGGCGAAGACGACAGGGACACCAUCUUCAGCCCGGCUGGCCUCUUGUCCCCCAGUGGGCAGGCCGAUGCCCAGACGCUGGCCAUGAUGCUUCAGGAGCAGCUGGAGGCCAUCAACAAGGAGAUCAGGUUGAUACAGGAAGAAAAGGAAAACACAGAGCAGCGGGCGGAGGAGAUUGAGAGUCGAGUUGGCAGUGGGAGUUUAGACAAUCUUGGUCGUUUUAGAUCAAUGAGCUCCAUUCCCCCCUACCCUGCCUCCUCGCUCGCUGGCUCCUCUCCUCCGAACAGUGGCCGGUCCACCCCGCGAAGGAUUCCGCACAGCCCAGCUCGGGAGGUGGACAGACUAGGUAUCAUGACUCUGGUAAGGAUUUGUCUUUUCUUGUGCUGUCUCCCCUCGCCCCCGACACACCUGAUUUAAGUCUUGGACACAAGGAAUAUGCUUUAUUUUUAACCCGGAAGAAAAUCAGGUACAUUUGUUACGCUCAGAGGUUUAAGAUUUUUAAAACCAGCUCAUAUUUAAUCAUUCAACAAUAGCAUGGUGACAAAUUAAUUUUAAUAUUGGGGUGAUGCCUGAACUCCAGAGAAGUUUUCACUUGUUCAGCUCUGAGCGUGGUCAGCUCUGCAGGGUUCGGCAGCUAGGGGGAUAUUUUUGUUUUCCAGCGA